UUUUACUUUCCGCUUUUUACUCCGAACACGAACUAACUUGAUCGUCGUAGGCAGAACUCCGAACAGUCGGAGCUUCCGUUUGUUUGCAGGUACAACCAGCGAGGACCCAAUCUUGGUGACGUAACUCCCUCGCAGGACACAUAAAAAACCCCGAAAUGCACCUCAUUUUAUGAAUAUCCCAUUUAAAUUACAAUUAAAUCCAAUUUGUUGGACUUUAUUAUUAAUUAAAUGAGUCUAAUUAAAAUAAAUAACAUGGGUUAAAGUAACCCAGAUUAAUUAUUUAGUCAAUAUUUACGAGUCAAUCAUUUGACAUUGACCCGAAUAUUAUGUAACGAGACUUGAUAAAAUUUCCGUGCCUACACCAGGCCACGCAAAUUUUUUCCAAUUACAGUACUUGUUGACAUCCUUCCUUCGCUGUAAGUUUGCAAGCAUGGUUGAGCUCGAGCAUUCCUCAUCAAGUCUAGCUCAAAAAAGCCAAGUAAAGACCUUCAUUCCACAAAUUGGACACUGUUCCGGCCAAUUUGUAAUCCGGGCAAUUUAACUCUACUCGAUAAAUCCACACGGUCACCACUAAUUGGUCAUCAUUCCACAAACCCCGCAUUAAUCACCCAAAAUCCCUUCCCGCUCAAAUACCCCACUUCCCCAAAUCUCUCCUUAUCUCUCCUCCAAUUCCAAGAUGUCCCUAACUUCCGCCUUCGCCGGCGACCGUAAAUUCCGGCGAAUCCCUAAAACCCCACUUCUCCCUGAAAAACACCACCACUACUACGACAAGCACCACCACCCUCACCCCACUGAACACGCCGAGGGCUUCGACGGCGCCUCAUUCUCAGGCGCCGUCUUCAAUCUCUCCACCACCAUUGUCGGCGCCGGAAUAAUGGCUCUUCCCGCAACCUUCAAGCAGCUCGGCCUUAUUCUUGGUGUAACCCUAAUUAUCCUCGCCGCUUUUAUGACUGAAUUCUCAAUCGAUAUGAUUCUUCGAUUCAGUAAGGCCUAUAAGUCUAACUCUUACUCUUCUGUUGCUGGCGAUGCUUUCGGUGUUUUCGGUCGUACUAUCUCGCAAGUUUGCAUUAUUGUCAACAAUCUUGGGCUGCUUGUCGUCUAUUUGAUCAUCAUUGGGGAUGUGUUGGCCGGAACAGUGACAAAGGGAUUAUCACACCAUAAAGGAUUAAUGGAGGAAUGGUUUGGACAACAAUGGUGGUGGACGUCACGCUCAAUUUGGCUCCUUCUCACAACAUGUUUUGUUAUUGCGCCUCUCAUUUCUUUUAAGCGUGUCGAUUCACUGAGGUAUACAUCAGCUUUGUCUGUGGGUUUGGCUGUUGUGUUCGUUGCAAUUACAGCAGGAGUAGCUAUUGUAAAGUUGUUGGAGGGGACCAUAAAAAUGCCUCCAUUGUUUCCCAAAGUAGUGGACCAAGCUUCAUUCUGGAAGCUCUUUACGACAAUUCCAGUUUUAGUGACUGCAUAUAUUUGCCACCACAAUGUGCAUCCCAUUGAGAAUGAACUUACAGACCCUUCUCAAAUGAAGUCAAUUGUUAAAACGUCACUCAUGUUGUGUUCCUCUGUGUACGUUGCCACCAGCUUUUUUGGCUUUCUUUUGUUUGGGGAACAGACACUAGACGAUGUGCUUGCUAAUUUUGAUGGAGACCUCGGGAUUCCAUAUAGCUCACUGUUAGAUGAUGUGAUUAGAGUGAGUUAUGGUGUCCACUUGAUGCUUGUGUUCCCCAUUGUAUUCUACUCCCUUCGUCUCAAUGUGGAUGGGCUGUUAUUUCCACAUGCCAUACCCAUAGGAUAUGAUAAUAAAAGAUUCUACUCAUUGACUGCAUGCCUAAUGGGUUUUAUAUUUCUGGGUGCCAACUAUGUGCCUAGUAUAUGGGAUGCAUUUCAGUUUACCGGUGCUACUGCUACUAUAUCUGUUGGAUACAUCAUACCAGCUGCAAUUGCCCUUAGAGACAACCACGGCAUUGCAACAAGGAAAGAUAGAUUUAUAUCAUGGGUAAUGAUUCCGUUAGCAGUGUUUUCAAGUACUGUGGCCAUUACAAGCAACAUUUAUAGCCUCGUGACCAAUAAUGAACAUGAAUUUUGAGCUAUAAUGGAGUCCUAAACUGGGCACAACACUCUAUUUAGCACUAUGCCCUUGAUCGAUACGCGAUUACAAAAAUUUGUGUUACAAAAAGGUUUUUCAAUUGGGUUUGGUAGAAGAUUCAGAAGGUUGCAGAGAUGUGUUUUUGGGUUAUUAACAUAAAAGCAACAUUUGUGCAGCACCAGUAACAAGAGGAGGUUGUACGUAGAAGAAAAUUCUGCAUAUUUUACUGAAGAACACCAUAUGUUGGUGACUGGUGCCUGAAAAAGAGGUUAUUUUUCUGUUUAUAUAUUUAUUUAAUCAUUUAUUUUUAUAAAGAGAAAAAACAAGGUGAAUAACUUGAGAUAUUCAUAUAGAAGUACAAAGUAGUUGAAUUACAGAAGCAUGGAGGUAACAUAUAAUAAGAAAGAGCAUGUUGAAACAUCCUUAUUGGUUUAUGCCAAUCUAUUUGCAAUUAGGUUGGUUUUGUGGAUUAUAGGAAAUUUGACAUAGGAAUACUUGAAAGUAUGUUCUGUAGCUUUCCAGUGAAAUACGAGAGGUCUUAGCAAGUGGCAAAAGGUGAAUGUGCAAUCAUCCAACAGUGUAACACUAACAAAUUUCAUUUGUGCAGCAUAAUGUUUAAUUGUUAUAAUUAGUUUUUA
Chenopodium quinoa (quinoa) is the source of this 2718-nucleotide messenger RNA. RefSeq names its product amino acid transporter AVT6A-like. NCBI's taxonomy places the organism in Eukaryota, Viridiplantae, Streptophyta, Magnoliopsida, Caryophyllales, Amaranthaceae. Gene Ontology annotation, biological process: amino acid transmembrane transport. The record is from RefSeq and is a predicted model, not a curated record. Bases 677 to 2080 code for a protein of 467 amino acids. The transcript is spliced from 5 exons. Gene Ontology annotation, molecular function: amino acid transmembrane transporter activity.